Molecule: messenger RNA, 957 nt
Organism: Lachancea thermotolerans CBS 6340
Lineage: Eukaryota; Fungi; Ascomycota; Saccharomycetes; Saccharomycetales; Saccharomycetaceae
Gene: BXI1
Product: Bxi1p
Exons: 1
Coding region: 1-957 (318 amino acids)
Cellular component (GO): membrane
Source: RefSeq, a predicted model, not a curated record
AUGAAAGACUCCGCAGACACCUCGCUGCCCGCUCCACCAGCCUACACCGACGCCGCCGCGCCCUCCAAGGGCACCGGCCCCAGCGCGGCCACCGCCGCUGCCGCCAGCCCGCCUCCCGCCUCGCCCUCCUACUACCAGACAGAUGAGACCCGCGAUUUCAUCCCCGACGACUUCAAGUUCUCCACUACCGUGGUCUCCUGCGAGCCCGUCGUGCGCCGCUGGUUCAUGCGCAAGGUCUACACCCUUCUGUCCUGCCAGAUCCUGUUCUCCUUCGCCUUCAGCGCCUGGGUCAGCCACACACCCGGCGUCCAGGCGUUCAUUCUCCGCAAGCAGUGGCUCUUCUUCCUCGCCAUGUUCGGCGGCCUUGUCAGCUGCGUCUGGCUCACGCUCGCGCCCCGCGCCGAGGACGUCGCCCAGGAGCCGCUCCUGACUCCCACUGGCGACGGCGCCUCCGCGGACCCCGCCCGCGCGCCCGCCCGCGCGCCCUGGUACUGUCUGUCGUACCGCGGCCAGCUCGCCCUGCUCGGCUUCUUCACCUUCUGCGAGGCCUACACGCUCUCGCUCGUCACAGUCGCCUACAACUCGCAGCUUAUCCUGAGCGCCAUGCUCAUCACGGGCGUCGUGGUCGUCGCGGUCACGGCCAUGGCGCUCUCGGACCGCUUCGAGUCCACUGUCACCCACUCCAGCUCCAUCUACUACUGGCUCAACAUAGCCCUGUGGCUUCUCAUCGGCGUCGGCUUCUCGUCCCUGUUCUUCGGCAUGAACUCCACGAUCGAUCUGAUCUACAGCUGGCUCGGCGCCACGGUUUUCACCAUCUACCUCUUCAUCGACACCCAGAUGAUCUUCCGCAAGGUGUACCCGGACGAGGAGAUCCGCUGUGCGAUGAUGCUCUACCUGGACAUCAUCAACCUGUUCCUAUAUAUCCUGCGCAUCCUGGGCCGCAACCGCGACGACUGA